Monodelphis domestica (gray short-tailed opossum) is the source of this 5912-nucleotide messenger RNA. RefSeq lists its product as uncharacterized. The record is from RefSeq and is a predicted model, not a curated record. Lineage: Eukaryota; Metazoa; Chordata; Mammalia; Didelphimorphia; Didelphidae. Gene Ontology annotation, molecular function: DNA-binding transcription factor activity, RNA polymerase II-specific; RNA polymerase II cis-regulatory region sequence-specific DNA binding. Gene Ontology annotation, cellular component: nucleus. Gene Ontology annotation, biological process: regulation of DNA-templated transcription.
ACUGGAACCCUUGGGGCGCUGGGGUUCUAUGAGGCGAAACCACUAUUUUUACUGAGUAGGAAACUUAGGCCAGGCCCGGGGCAGGGCGGGGCCUUGACUUGUCCAAUGAAAACUCGGGCAGGACAAAGCUUUUGUUUUCUCCUGGGAUUGGAAGGGGAGGGGCACCGUUGUGCCUGCUGGGGGAUGGAAUUCGGGCUCAGACUACAUUUCCCCGAAUGCCUUGCUGCAGAGCACGGUGUAUUCUGGGAGGUUCAGGAUUGGCUCCUGGAGAGGUCUCUGCAACGUUUUCUGCCGCGCCCUGCUACGGAGUCCUGGAGUCGUGAAGGUGGACGGGAGUGCGCACGCGUAUUUCCUCUUUUUGCUCGGACCCCUACUUGCUGAAGUCGAGUGGGCGUGAAGCAGAUCGCGCUGAGGUUUCCACUUCCCCUCCUUACUGAAACUGCAGGAUUUUGUGUCCACCUCCCUUUCUCAGUUUCCUCUCCUGGACGGGCAUCUCCAUCUUUUCAGCUCCACAAGGCCUCAGUCCCAGCUUUAGUGGAAGGAGAAGGUGAUGUAAGAUCUCCCCCAAGGAAGGGAAUCUGACCCAGGAGAGGACAUCUGCUCUAAGACCAUUCAUCCAGCUUCAGGGCAGCAUCUGAUAAGAAGGAGCAAAUAGUGAAUCCAGUGCUGCUCCUCCCAGCUGAGCAGAGAGGACUUGAGUGAAGUCAGAGAAAUGAGAAAACUGCAAGGACAGGCUCCUGCAGGACACGUGACCCUCACACAUCAAGAGAGUGGCUUUCCCCAAUUUAGCAGCCUAGAGGAGGAGGAAGGAGGGACUUCUGGGGUUCUUGCUGCUAGGUUUCGGUCAUACGUGACACUGGAGUCAUCGCAUUUGUACUCUAAUCUUGCAGACACCAUUGCUCCAGGGAGGAUAGAAAUUAAGGAAUCUUUGACAUUCAAGGAUGUGGCUGUGGAGUUCACCUGGGAGGAGUGGAGACACCUGGAUCCCACCCAGAGGGCCCUGUACAGGGAUGUGAUGUUGGAGAACUAUGAGAACCUGGUAUCCAUAGGAAUUCCUGUUUCCAGACCAGAUUUGACCUUCCUGUUGAAGAGAAAAGAUAUAUGGAAUCGAGAGGAAGAAGUUAGGACAGGCAUUUCUCCAGAUUUCCUUAUUGAAGAGAACAGAAUUGAAAUGAAGGAUUCAAGUCUGAAGCAAUUCAUCUGCUUGGAAUCAUUAUCUCAUCAAAAACUAGGAAAGAAUUUGACAUGGCAUCCCAAGAUGAGAGAAUCUGUGAUGUGUGAUAAUUUAGAGAAACAUAAAGGCAACCAGGAUAAACAAUCUAGACAAGUAACAAUAAAUCCUAGAACAAUUUUGAAUAAAGUCGAUGUACUUCAGUGUAAUACAUAUGAGAGAAAUUUCAGAUUGAAGUCAGCAUUCAUUGCUCCAUGGAGAAGAGCUUUAGAGAAAAGUCUCCAUAUAUAUAAGGGACUUGGAAGGAGCUUCAGGGAUCUUCCUGAUACAUGUGAUACAUUUUUCUUGGGGAAGAACUUAUAUCAGUAUACCACAUUCAAGAAACCCUUCAGUUACCACUCAGAUCUAAUUAAAUUGAAAGGAAUGCUUGCUAGAGAAAAGCUACAUGAAUCCAGAAAACUUAAUGGCAGAAGAUCAAAUUUUACUGUAUAUCAGAAAAUUCAGAAAGGAGAAAAACAUUACAUAUGUAAUGAAUGUGGGAAAGCCUUUAGCCGGAAGGGACAUCUUGUUUCCCAUCAGAGAACUCAUACUGGAGAGAAACCAUUUCGGUGUAAUGAAUGUGGGAAAGCCUUUAGCUGGAAGGAAAGUCUUAUUAUUCAUCAAAUUAUUCAUACUGGAGUAAAACCAUUUAAAUGUAAUGAAUGUGGGAAAGCUUUUAGUCAAAAGAGAAAACUUAUUAACCAUCAGAGAAUUCAUACUGGAGAGAAACCAUUUAAAUGUAAUGAAUGUGGGAAAGCUUUUAGCUGGAAGGAAAGUCUUAUCACUCAUCAGAGUACUCAUACUGGAGAAAAACCAUUUGAAUGUAAUGAAUGUGGGAAAACUUUCAGUGCAAGGAAAAGUCUUAUAAAACAUCAGAGCAUUCAUACUGGAGAGAAACCAUUCCAGUGUAAUGAAUGUGGGAAAGCUUUUAGUCAAAAGGUAAAUCUUAUUACUCAUCAGAGUAUCCAUACUGGAGAAAAACCAUUUGAAUGUAAUGAAUGUGGAAAAACCUUUAGCCGGAAAGGGCAUCUUGUUUCCCAUCAGAGAACUCAUACUGGAGAGAAACCAUUUGAAUGUAAUGAAUGUGGGAAAGCCUUUACCUGGAAGGAAAGUCUUAUUAUUCAUCAGAUUAUUCAUACUGGAGAGAAACCAUUUAAAUGUAAUGAAUGUGGAAAAACCUUUACUCAAAAAAGAAAACUGAUUACCCAUCAGAGAACUCAUACUGGAGAGAAAUCAUUUGAAUGUAAUGAAUGUGGGAAAGAUUUUAGCUGGAAGGAAAGUCUUAUUGCUCAUCAGAGUACUCAUACUGGAGAGAAACCAUUUGAAUGUAAUGAAUGUGGAAAAGCUUUUAGUGUAAGGCAAAGCCUUAUAAAACAUCAGAGAAUUCAUACUGGAGAGAAACCAUUUCAGUGUAAUGAAUGUGGGAAAGCCUUUAGUCAGAAAGUAAAUCUUAUUACUCACCAGAGUACUCAUAGUGGAGAGAAACCAUUUGAAUGUAAUGAAUGUGGAAAAGCCUUUAGUCAUAAGAGAAGACUUAUUGCCCAUCAAAGAACUCAUAAUGGAGAAAAACUAUUUGAAUGUAAUGAAUGUGGUAAAGACUUUAGUUCUAAGGAAAGUCUUAAUGCCCAUAAAAGAACUCAUACUGGAGAGAAACCAUUUGAAUGUAAUGAAUGUGGGAAAGCCUUUAGUCAAAAGGUGAAUCUUACUACUCACCGGAGUAUUCAUACUGGAGAGAAACCUUUUGAAUGUAACGAAUGUGGAAAAACUUUCAGUGUAAGGCAAAGCCUUAUAAAACAUCAGAGAAUUCAUACUGGAGAGAAACCAUUUCAGUGUAAUGAAUGUGGGAAAGCUUUUAGCUGGAAGGGAAGUCUUAUUAUCCAUCAGAGAACUCAUACUGGAGAGAAACCAUUUCAGUGUAAUGAAUGUGGGAAAGCCUUUAGUCAUAAAAGAAGAUUUAUUAUCCAUCAGAGAAUACAUACUGGAGAGAAACUAUUUGAAUGUAAUGAAUGUGGGAAAGACUUUAGUUGUAAGGAAAGUCUUAUUACCCAUCAGAGAACUCAUACUGGAGAGAAACCAUUUAAAUGUAAUGAAUGUGGGAAAGCAUUUAGCCAAAAGGGAAGUCUUAAUAUCCAUCUGAGAACUCAUACUGGAGAGAAACCAUUUGAAUGUAAUAAAUGUGGAAAAACCUUUAGUCAUAAGAAAAGUCUUGUCGUCCAUCAGAGAACUCAUACAGGAGAAAAAUAAUUUAAAUGUAAUAAAUGUGAGAAAACUAAUAGUCUUCAGAGAAUACUUAUCUAUCAGAGAACUCACUGAGGAGAAACCAUUGGAAUGUAUAAUCAUUGUGAGAAAACUUUUAUUGUAAGGGAUAAUUUUAUCAGGCAUCAGAGACCUCACACUGCCAAGAGACCAUUUGAAUGUUAGUCCCAAGAGAGGCUUUUUUAUUCAUUAGAGAACUCAUGCAGGAGAGAAAUAAUUUUAAUGUGAUCCAUGUAAGAAAACUUUUAGUCAUUAGAGAACACAUCUAUCAAAGAACUCAGUAGAGAUAAACCAUUGAAAUGUAAUCAAUGUGGGAAAACUUUUAGUACAAGGGGAAACUUUAUCAAGCAUUAGAGACCUCACACUGAAGAGAAAUCAUUUGAAUGUAAUGAAUGCAAGAAAGACUUUAAUUAUAAGAAAAAUCUUAUUCCCCAACAGGAAACUCACACUACAAAGAAAACAUUUUAAAAUAAUGAGUGUUGGAAAAUCUUGAGUUGCCAAACUGUACUUAAUAGCAGAGAAUUGAUAGCAAAUGCCUUUGCAGAUAUGCAGUAGGAAACCUUUCUCUUCAAAAGAACUUUUCAUUACCCAUCAUUUGAAUAUACUUAAUAUGGGAAAAUUUUCAGUGAAUGCAAAGCCUUAUAAAACAUCAGAACUCUCACUGGAGAGAAACCAUUUAAAUGUAAUAAAUGUGGGAAAAGCUUCCAUCAGCAGUCAAGCUACACUACACAUCAGGGAAACGAUACUGGUUAGGAAGAGCCUUUGCAUGGAAUGACUAUGAGAAAACCUUCAUUUUAUUGCCCACUAGAGAACUCACUGUGGAGAGAAACCAUUUGAAAGGAAUGACUUUGAGAAAGCCUUUAGUUAUAGGAUAAAUGUUAUUACCCAUACGGGAAAACCUGAUUGCAGUAUUUGAACCUAGCCAUGCAAGAUUCCCUUAUUGAACAGAUCAGGAUUGAAACCAAGGAUUCAAGUCUGAAGCAAGUCAUCUGUUAGGAAGCUUUAUCUCAUCAAAAAAUUGGGAAAGAAUAUGGUUUGACCUUCCAAGAUGAUAGAAGCUGGGAUCUGUGAUAAUAGCUUAGAGCCAUGAUGGUGAACCUAUGGCAUGUUUGUCAGAGAUGGCACACAGAGACCUCUGUGGACAUGUGCACUGUCCAGGCAGAGUUAGUUACUAGAAAGGCAGAGGGACUCCAGUGGAGCUGCUCCCUUCCCCCUCUCCACUGCACCUCUCAACCCCUCUGUGCUUACUCCCUCCUCUAAGUGGAGUACUCUGGCUACUCCCCUCCACUGUCUGGGACUAUGGGCUGUGGGGGUGGGGGUGAGAGUCUCCCACCAUCAGAUUCAGCCCCACCCAGUAAAAGAUCUCUCACCAGUCUGGGGAAUGACACUGUCCUUCCCCACCCCCACCCCCAAAAGGCUGACUGUGCUCCCUCUGCCCCCACCCCCAUCCCCAGGUGGGUCACAGUCCAGUUGGCAGUUCCACACCUAGCACAGUGCUGACCUUACAGGUGCACAAGUUGUUAUGCAGAUAUAAGCAGCCUAUCUCUGUGACAGAGUAAAGCUGAGGUAGAGUGGGUCUGCAUUUGAAUUGGACUCACAAGGAUCAGCACCUCUUGUAAUAAGAAGCCACUUCCCCCACCUUCCAGACUGUACUAGUCUUUGGCCUAGUGAAUCCUGACAGCAGCCCCCCUGCUAGGCCCCCAGGUCCCCAUGGGCAAGAGCCAGCUAGGAACCUGGCUCCCACCUCCAAAUUGGGGGGGGGGGGGACAUGGCAAACAAUCCCCAAAAGGUUUGCCAUCACUGGUUUAGAGAACCAUAAGGGCAACCUAUGAGGUCCUAAAACAAAUUUGAACAAAGUGGAUAUACUUCAAAUUAAUCCAUUUGAGAGAAAUUUCAAUCUGAUAUCAAGCUUUCAUAGCCUCAUAGAGAAAAGCUUUAGAGAAAAGUCUCUAAAUACUAGGAACUUGUAAAGAGCUUCAGGAAUUUUCCUGGAAUAUGUGAUCCAUUCUUAGGGAAGAACCUGUAUAAGUCUACCACAUACAAGAAGCCCUUCAGGUACCACUUGGGUUUAAUUAGAUCGAAAGGAACGCAUGCUGGAGAAAAGCUAAAUGAGCGUCAGGUCUAAUGUUCCUUCCACUGUCCCACAUAGCCACUAGCAUGUGAGAAUUAAAGCUUAGUUGUAAAUUUGUGAUCUCACUGUCAUAGGGUCCAAAAAUCAACUUCACCUGUACAAGGUGGGGGACGCAUGCUUAGAAGUUCUUAAAGAGAACAACCCAGAUAUGUAAGUAUUGUUUGCAUGAUCAUAUAUGUAUAACCCAGAUCAGAUUGUUUACUUUCUUUCUCGAGGUGGGGGGAGGGAGGCAAUUUGAGUUAUAAUUUAAGAAAAUACAUCAAAAUUUGUUACGUGUAAUUGGGGAAAUAAAUCUUUUGUAAGAGAACUGUCUAA